AUGGACGCCUACUCGUGCUUUUCUCUGCACGAGGUCGAUGGACUUUCCAACGACACAACAAUACGCGGUUUCAACAAAAUCCGAUGGCGCUUCCCAUCACAUAAGCACAAGCCACAGCCAGAAAGACCCACCACGGAAGGGGGUUUCGAGACGGAGUACGAGCAAGAUCUACUUGCUGAGUUUAAGGAACUCAUCGACCUUGACGUACACAGAUGGGUCGGCAUGGUCCAAUGGUUCGAUGGCAUGCCGUUUGGCGUCGCUGGGGACUCGGGGGCAUUAGAUGCCAUCGAAAAUUCUGUAAAGAUCCCAUUGGGGUUACAUAUUGGAUCGCCGCAUGAGAGCAUUCUGGAAAACACAAGUAUGUUCUUGUGUCUAGACGCAUACUUCCUGGAGGCACGUCUGCUGGGGCUCCGCUUGGAGUGUGCUUCUGAGGAGGACGAGGAGUCAGAGGAGUCAGAGGACGACACAUGA
Molecule: messenger RNA, 471 nt
Organism: Alternaria infectoria
Lineage: Eukaryota; Fungi; Ascomycota; Dothideomycetes; Pleosporales; Pleosporaceae
Exons: 2
Coding region: 1-471 (156 amino acids)
Source: RefSeq, a predicted model, not a curated record